CGCUGCCGUACUGCCCACUUCUCCUUCCUCCUUCCUUCCUUCCUUCCUCCUCCUCCUCCUUUCAGUGGGAGCUGACUUGAUGCGCAUAAUAAAUCAUCUCUGCAAGAUUGCCCCAUCUUUUUUUUUUCCCCCCCUUUGGUCCAAGCCUGGGUUUGAGAACAGCGAUGGAUUUGAAGCGGGUGGAAUGAUUUCAAUGUGAUUCAACGCCACUACCAACGUGGGUGUUGUGCGUGCAUGUGAGCUACGUGUGUGUGUGUCCGUGCGUGUGUUGUUUUCUUUGGUUUGUUUAGCGUGUGUGUGUUUGUGUGUGCGAGUGUGUGUGUGUUUGUGUGUGUGUGUGAUGAGGAGGGAGCAGCAUGCAAUAUGAAGCGCUUGUCAUCCCUCCUCAAUUUCACCUGUGUGAACGACCUUGCCUUUGUGACUGAAAUUCUCCUAAAAAAUGUUUCCAUGGAGGAUACAUGUGUCGCCCUUUCCCUGAGAGCUGGUUUUGGUCAAGAUAGUCCAAGAUAAGAGGUCAAGCGCCCCUUCUCUACCCAGAUCACGAGUGCCAUUUCAAAGCUUAUUGGAUGAAAGUCUCAUUUGCCCUUGGUUGCCAAAGAUGACGUUGCCAUGGAAACAGCUUCUACUGUUAUCGAUCAUCGAGUGUUUGGCAGAUAGUCUGGACAGUGGCUUGUACCAUGGCCCAAGAUGGAGGAUGGAGCCAGGUGAUCUUUUCAUUCCAGUCGACUCCAUAGAGGAAGAGGGAACGCUGACGUGCGACGCCAAGGGAACCCCGCCUCCUCAGUACAGAUGGUCGCUGAACGGGACUUUCAUAAAUCUGAGCCUGGAUCGACGGCGGCGUCUGUCGGGGGGCAACCUCAUUAUAAGCAGCCUGGACCGCUACCAGGAUGUAGGCGUCUAUCAGUGUAUGGCCUACAACACUGUGGGAGCCAUCCUCAGCAGGAGAGCACAUCUCAAGUUUGCCUACUUGGAUCAUUUCAAAGUCCACACCAGAAGUGCAGUCUCGGUCCGGGAGGGACAAGGAGUGGUGUUGCUCUGUGGAACGCCCACUUCCUCAGGAGAUCUUACAUAUGCAUGGGUCUUCAACGAGUACCCGUACUUCGUCCAGCAAGACAAUCGCCGUUUCGUCUCCCAGCAGACCGGAAACCUAUACAUUGCCAAGGUGGAGCCCUCCGACGUGGGCAACUACACCUGUGUUGUGAUGAACAGCAUCACAAAGGGCAAGGUUCACAGCUCGCCCACGUCUCUCAUUCUCAGGACGGACGGAGUGAUGGGCGAGUAUGAACCGAAAAUAGAAGUUAAUUUCCCGGACAAUGUACCCGCUGCGAAAGGAUCAACAGUUACACUGGAGUGUUUCGGUCUCGGGAAUCCCAUCCCAGAAAUCACCUGGAAAAGGGCGAAUGGAGUUCCAUUCCCGAGUAAAGUCAAAAUGAAGUAUGCCAACGCCGUGCUGGAGAUUCCCAGCUUCCAACAGGAGGAUACGGGAGGAUAUGAAUGUGUGGCAGAGAAUAAGAUGGGCAAGAACAAAGCCACUGGGCGACUGGCUUUCUAUGCCAAGCCUCAGUGGAUUCAGACCAUGAAGGACACGGCCUUGGCCAUAGAGGAGAAUCUGGACUGGGAGUGUCGUGCCAGUGGGAAACCCAAACCCCUUUACACAUGGCUGAAGAACGGCCAGCGGCUGAUCUCUCGGGAUAGGAUCCUCGUGAAGGACGGAGCUGUGUCAGUGUCUGUGUUGACACUUGCCGAUGCCGGGAUGUACCAGUGUGUGGCUGAGAACGAGCACAGCAUUAUAUAUUUUGCUGCUGAACUAAUGGUUUUAGCCUCUCCCCCAGACUUCACAGGAAACGUCCUCAGAGCUUUGCUUAAAGCCAAGGCAGGAAGUACUGUGACUUUGGAAUGUAAACCCCAAGCCUAUCCCAUGGCCAGCAUUUUAUGGAAGAAAGGAAACCUUCCUAUUCUCACCAACAACAGGAUCACCCUUUCGCCAGAUGGAACACUGAGACUUGCCAAUGUGAGCAAAUCCGACGCAGGCAGCUACACGUGCUUUGCUCGGAACAGAUUUGGCAUGUCGAGUACAACUGGAAGGCUACUUGUUACAGACCCAACCAGAUUCAGUCAGAGCCCAGCAGACAUGGAAAUCAUCGUGGGUGAGAGCAUCGUGUUGCCUUGUCAGGUCGCCAGCGAUCCUGUCCUCGAUGUUUCUUUCUCUUGGGCCUUCAACGGACAGCUCAUUGCCAAUGACGACGGUCACUUUGAGCUGGUGGGCGGGAGAGCUGCGGGAGACCUGAUGAUCAGGAAUAUUCAGCUGAACCACACGGGCAAAUAUAUCUGCGUGGUGGACACGGACGUGGAGAGCCUCUCAGCCGUGGCCAUAUUGAUCGUCAAAGGCCCGCCCAGCCCACCAGACUUGGUGACAGUGGAUGAGGUGACAGACAGCACGGCCCAGCUGCUAUGGAGCCCCGGACGGGACAACGGAAGCCCCAUCACCAAUUAUAUCGUCCAAACCAGAACGCCGUUCACCGUGGGCUGGCAGAGGGUGAACACAGUUCCAGAGAAAAUUGGCGGGAGCACGCUGACAGCCGCUGUGGUGGACCUUAACGCCUGGGUGGAGUAUGAGUUUCGAGUACUGGCCGGAAACAGUGUUGGAGUUGGAGAACCCAGUCCUGUGUCAGCAAAGACCAGGACCGAAGAUGCAGUCCCUGAUGCAGCGCCAGGUGAUGUGGGUGGAGGAGGCGGGAGCAGGUCUGAGCUGGUCAUCACAUGGGAGCCUGUCCCUGAAGAACUACAGAACGGCGAAAGCUUUGGUUACAUCAUCGCUUUCCGAGCCUUCGGAGAAGUCAGCUGGACCCACGUGGCCACUUCCGCCUCCGGCGCAUCCCGCUAUGUGUACCGCAACGAAAGCAUCGCGCCCUUUUCUCCGUUCCACGUCAAGGUUGGCACUUACAACAGCAAAGGGCAGGGUCCCUUCAGCUCCGUGGUCACCAUCUACUCUGCAGAGAUAGAGCCAAGUGGGAUACCAGUCGGCGUUUGGGCCAGAAGUGUCUCAGCCUAUGAGAUUGAGGUGAAUUGGCAGCCUCUCUCCUUCACCCCUGAAAGGGUUCUCGGCUACGAGGUGGUUUACUGGGAGGACGACACCAAGCCAGAGACCAUGGGGAAGGUUCGAGUACCGUGGAACCAAACCUCAGUCACGGUUAGCGGCUUGACGGGGCACACGCAAUAUUUCCUGACUGUCAGCGCCUUCAACACAGCAGGCACCGGCCCCUUCCUUCCUGCAAUCAAUGUCACCACAAAAAAGCCGCCCCCGUCCCAACCACCACUUGAUGUUGAAUGGACGCUAAUUGGUUCCCAACUUUCACUUUACUGGGAGCCUGUGGCGGCCAUGGAGUCAGAGUCAGAAGUUACAGGUUACCAACUGUCAUGCAGGGGAAGUAAACACAAAGACGUAACCACCUUCACAACAACCAAUUCAACAGCCGAGCUCAAUCUCAGCGAGGUUGACGAUGAAUACAUCAUUCGCAUUCGGUCCCUGAGUGAAGGAGGUCUGGGCCCUGCUUCAGAUCCCAUUCGAGUCCACCAGCUCAGUAUGAGCGCACGCGGCUCCAGGGGCUUUGAAGCGGACGUGUCGCCGCUCUGCUGGGUCCUCGUCAUUGCAAUAUCAACAUUCAGGUCAACGUUGUGACAGACUUUGCUCUCGUUGCUGAACUGGAAGUAUUGUAGUUAUUUUGAUGAGUGUUUUUUUUUGUUUGUUUUUUUGUUUAUUUCGGAGGUGACCACAUACUAUUUCGCUGUGCGGGUAUGAGGAGCAGAAACACAUUGUCAGACUCCAUUUUGGCCUUUUUCUGUUUCUCUACUCUAGAAUGAUACAGAUGCCUUACUUCCAUCCAUGUGCCACAUUAGUUUUAGCUUUCUUUUUUCUUAUUGCUCCUCACUUUUUAUUCCACACAUAACUAAUUGGACAACCUUCAAGAGAAGGGAUUUUUUUUCCCCCUUCUCCGUCUGAAUUGGCUCAUUGGAACACAAGGCGCCCCUGCCUUUCAAGCCUAUUGACAGAAGAGAACGACACUUCUUUCGACAGUAAUCUUAACUUGCUUGUUGGCGGUCCUGUCCUGCAUUGAAACUCAUAAAAGUCAAUUUGCCUCGUAUGAUUCGAUUAUAGAGUGCUCGGUUUAGCAUGAGGGCUCCUCAAGGUUUUAAUGCUUCAGAGCAUUCGUUGCGAAUUCCUGCAGACUGAUGGAUUGGAUUUACAUCGCUUGCAACUGCAGCAGGACUGCUGACGGAGAGGUGUGUUCAAGUACCACGCCGCUAAAACACUCAGGGCCUGAUUUACUGAGAUUCAAAUACCAAGCGCUACAGAGGCUGUGCAAAAAUUACAAGAUGUUGCUGAGUAGGGGAUAUGUCUAUCAUUUUUUUAAAUUUAUGAUAGUCCAAAAAUGAUUCUCUGUCCAUCGUGCUAUUUGUGCAUAAUUGUGCCAGUUUGCUGCAGGGUGGAUUAGGGGUUAAAGUUAAAGUACCAAUGAUUGUCACACACAUACACUAUGUGUGGUGAAAUUAUCCUCCGAAUUUGACCCAUCACCCUUGAUCACCCCCUGGGAGGUGAGGGGAGCAGUGAGCAGCAGCAGUGUCCAUGCCCUGGAAUACAUAUUUGGGUGAUUUUUUUUUUGGUGGUUGUUGCUUGUGCCUCACAAUACGAAGGUCCUGGGUUCAAUCCUGGGCUCGGGAUCUUUCUGUGUGAAGUUUGCAUUUUUUCCCGUGACCGUGGGGGUUCCCUUUGGGAACUCCGGCUUCCCCCCACCUCCAAAAACAUGCACCUGGGGAUAGGUUGAUUGGGAACACUAAACUGGCCCUAGUGUGUGAAUGUGAGUGUGAAUAUUGUCUGUCUUUCUGUGUUGGACCUGUGACGAGGUGGCGACUUGUCCAUGGUGUACUCCGCCUUCCACCCGAAUGCAGCUGUGAUAGGCUCCAGCACCUCCCGCGACCUCAAAAGGGACAAGCGGUAAAAAAUGGAUGGAUGUGCCAGUUUCCACUCACAUUUCAAACGUGCUAAAUGUAGGCCCAAAACAACAGUCGCACAACAGUUUUAGUCUUGAUAAAUCCCAUGGCGAGCGCUAAAUGAUUAUACUUGCAUCUCCUCCUUCCAGUAUUGUGCGCAUUCUGAUAAUCAGCAUAUAUUUUGCAGCCUUUUUUUUUUCUUUAAAAUUCUAACAAAAGAAAUUCAACAAAAAUAAAUGUCCAAUAGAAUACAUCUUCAUAAUUGACAUAAAAUGAUACAAAUAAUUACUAGGUCAUGCGUUUUUUGUUUUUUUUUAUCAUUACUUAUGUACAUAAUAGGCCACAAACAAAGUGUUAUUAACGGGAUUUUCCAUUACUAUGAUUCAUUAUUCAACAAUAUAUUGGAAAAUUAGGUGGUGUAGUUUUCGCAACGGUGACUCACAAUUAUUCCACAAUUAUCAA
This is a messenger RNA of Nerophis ophidion (straightnose pipefish), 5451 nucleotides long. It is a transcript of the gene cntn3a.2, whose product is annotated as contactin 3a, tandem duplicate 2. Gene Ontology annotation, biological process: cell-cell adhesion; brain development. The transcript has 23 exons. Lineage: Eukaryota; Metazoa; Chordata; Actinopteri; Syngnathiformes; Syngnathidae. The coding region runs from base 599 to 3679 and encodes 1026 amino acids. Gene Ontology annotation, molecular function: cell-cell adhesion mediator activity. The record is from RefSeq and is a predicted model, not a curated record.